This is a messenger RNA of Eleginops maclovinus (Patagonian blennie), 6849 nucleotides long. RefSeq names its product deltex 1, E3 ubiquitin ligase (gene dtx1). NCBI's taxonomy places the organism in Eukaryota, Metazoa, Chordata, Actinopteri, Perciformes, Eleginopidae. Gene Ontology annotation, biological process: Notch signaling pathway; protein ubiquitination. Bases 874 to 2802 code for a protein of 642 amino acids. The transcript has 10 exons. The record is from RefSeq and is a predicted model, not a curated record. Gene Ontology annotation, cellular component: nucleoplasm. Gene Ontology annotation, molecular function: ubiquitin protein ligase activity; zinc ion binding.
UCAACGGAUAUGGAUACAGGUGAGCCAGGAGAUUUUUUGCGUAAUUUGCGGCAUAAAAUGCAUGUUUACUGUUUGCACACAUGCUGACUCUCGUUACAGGCAGACAUGCGCAUCCACGGCGAAAUGGCUCUGCACCUCACACACUGAAAACAGUGCAACUGGGGCAUGCAUUCACUUUGACAGAGCGGACCAACAAGCUGCUGUAGUCUCUAGCAGAGCCACGGGAAUAAAACGACGUCUUGGUUUUCUGCAAUAACAUUGGAUUACUGGAGCUGUAGGAGGUGGGUUUGAAGGAAGAUUUCAGUUCUAAAAAAACGAGGAAACGUACAGAUGUGAAAAAGCAGGUGCGUUUCGAGAUUUAGCACCUCGGUUUUUUUUCUUUUGCAAUCUGAUCUUCGGCCGGAGCCUGUGAAAUGCAUCCUCUACCUGAGAGAUGUGUGGCACCACGAAUGCAGCCUACAGAGAGCUUCUCUGCUGACAUGCUGUGGAUGGCUGUGGAGGACUGAGACUGCCACCAAUACUAAUCUCAUAAUCAUAAUCAUAAUCAUCAUCAUAUCAUCAUCAUCAUCAUCAUCAUCAUCAUCAUCAUCAUCAUUGUUUGCCACUUCAAACACCAAGACACAAGAGGCCAGAGGCUGCUUUUGGCUGAUCAAAGAGCCAGCAGUCACAAAGCACCUGUAGACCAUGACUCCUGCAGAGCUGCCUGUGUGAAAGCAGCAUGAGAUAAUCGAGGAGUACCAUACUAAUCGCUGAAUCAAGCCUUUUCUGUUGGGUGGUGAUGAAAAUGUUCCAGUGUGUCAGUUGACUGAUAGGGUUGCAGUUCUAUUUUAGCGGGACUUAACCAGUAGCUGAAGCGCAGACACCACAAAGAAGAUGGCUCGUCCAGGAUCAGGGCUGCUGGUACCUGUCAAUGGUCUGGGAUACCCUCCUCAGAACCUUGCCAGGGUGGUGGUCUGGGAGUGGAUGAACGAACAUGGCCGCUGGAGGCCCUACAGUGCAGCGGUUUGCCACCAUAUUGAGAAUGUACUGAAGGGGGAUGCUCGGGGAACUGUAGUCCUAGGGCAGGUGGAUGCCCAGCUCGCUCCCUACAUCAUCGACCUGCAGUCCAUGCACCAGUUUCGACAGGACACAGGCACCAUGAGACCAGUGCAGAGAAACUUCUACGAGCCGUCUUCUGCCCCGGGGAAGGGCGUGGUGUGGGAGUGGGAGAACGACAACGGCUCGUGGACGCCGUAUGACAUGGAGAUCUGUGUGACCAUCCAGAACGCCUACGAAAAGCAGCACCCCUGGCUGGACCUGACCUCUUUGGGCUUCUGCUACCUCAUCGACUUCAACAGCAUGUGUCAGACCAACAGGCAGAGCCAGCGUAAGAGACGCCUGCGGAGACGCAUGGACCUGGCCUACCCGCUCAUCAUGGGCUCCAUCCCCAAGUCCCAGUCGUGGCCCGUGGGAGCCAGCUCCGGCCAGCCCUGCUCUUGUCAGCAGUGCAUCCUUGUCAACAGCACGAGAGCUGCCUCUAAUGCGAUUCUGGCCUCUCAACGGCGUAAACACUACGGCGGUACAGCAGGCAACCCAGGCGCUACAGGAACCCUCACUGCAGUGCGGCAGAGCAACACCUUUGCUGGAACCUCCCUCUGGUCCCCGACAUCCGCCUCCUCGGGCCCCAACAACAAUAACAUAAGUAUGGGAGGUGGGCAUGCCAAAGCUGAACAGGUGCUGUUGCCACUGUCCUCUGCCAACUUCCCCUGUUCCCCCGUGAUGCCGACUCUGUCAGCCGCCCAUGGCCACCACGCUCUUACCAUCAACGGACAGAACAACCUGAACCGGCCGGGCACACAGCGCAUUUCCAUGAGCACUGCCAGAGGAGCCAUCCCAACAGGGGUUCCUGCUCUCCCAGUAAAAAACCUGACUGGAUCUGGACCAGUGCACCCAGCAUUAGCUGGUAUGACAGGUAUCCUGAUGUGCGCUGCAGGUCUGCCGGUUUGCCUGACCCGGGCCCCAAAGCCCAUUCUGCACCCACCACCGAUCAAUAAGAGCGACAUGAAGCCUGUACCAGGGAUCAAUGGCAUGCGUCGCAAAACCAAGAAAAAGCACCUGAGGAGAGGCAAAAACCCAGAGGAUGUGGUGAGAAGAUACACAGAGAAGAUUAAAAUGAUGCCAGAUGAGGACUGUACCAUCUGCAUGGAGAGGCUGGUCAUGGCAUCAGGCUAUGAAGGCAUCCUGCAGCACAAAGGCAUCAAGCCAGAGCUGGUAGGCAAGCUUGGCAAGUGUGGCCACAUGUACCAUCUGCUGUGCCUGGUGGCCAUGUACAACAAUGGCAAUAAGGAUGGCAGUCUUCAGUGCCCAACAUGCAAAACCAUCUAUGGGGAGAAAACAGGCACCCAGCCUCCUGGGAAGAUGGAGUAUCACGUCAUCCCCCACUGCCUGCCCGGCUACCCAGACUCCAAGUCCAUCCGCAUCGUCUACGACAUUCCUGCUGGUAUCCAGACCAACGAGCACCCCAACCCAGGGAAGAAGUUCAGUGCCAGAGGGUUUCCCAGACACUGCUACCUCCCUGACAAUGACAAAGGCAGGAAGGUCCUGAAGCUGCUGAUCAUGGCCUGGGACCGACGCCUCAUCUUCACCAUCGGCACGUCCAGCACCACUGGAGAGUCGGACACGGUGGUCUGGAACGAGAUUCACCACAAGACAGAAUUUGGCUCCAACCUGACUGGUCACGGCUACCCGGACCACAAAUACCUGGACAACGUCCUGACAGAGCUGUCGGCCCAGGGGGUCGGCGAGGACAACCUGAAGGACUGAUUCCUGCCUGAGCUGGUUCACAGGAACAGCGCACAACAUGCCCCACCAUCUCCCAGCAAAGGAAGCUUCAUGACGUGCCAAAAAGCAGCCGACAACUCUUUACUCCCCACACACGAAAAUACCCCGCAGAAGUAAUGGCACAAGAGCAACUCAAGCAAAAUAAACAACGUGGUUAUGGUCGAUAUCUUGAUUUAUGUAACCUAAGAUUUUCCCCCCUGCUGUCUCUUGAUCCAUGCCCUGAGCAUGUUGUGUACACAUUUUCUCAGAGGGUAGACAAGCGUAAAGACAAGGUGAGGUUUCUGUCUUGGUCAAUGGUAUUUAACCCCUUUAGAUCAAACUGAAGCUGUUCCUCUGCACUUGAUGAGGGGACAAAGCUGGCGUAUUUUUUAAAUGCUAAACUCCAGAAUGCAUGGCCCAGACUAACGCUGCAUAAUGAAGAUUGGGCAAUAACCUGCAAUCUGACGAGAUGUCGAUAGAUCAGCUGUUGCUCAAUAUUGUGAAGAUUAUAUUUAAGAGAAUUUCAGCAUAUUGAAUUAAUCCAAAGGAAUUCAUUAUUUGCAUCCUCCUUUUUCUCAUAUAUUUGAUUAUUGUCCUGUAACAAGUGGUGGUUUCGUGAUUUGAAGGAGACUUUUUGGUGACUGUAAAGUUGCAAUGGGCUAUUCUGAAAUGUUCCACUUCAGAUACUUUAGGUGAAUUGUUUUCUACAAUGAAAGUGUGUCCUGUAGUGCAUGAAGUAAACUCCGGAGAAAUAAGGCUUUGAAACAUUGGUGUUUGAUAUUAAACCUAUGUUCUAUAAGCAGAGACAUGAAAGAUAGAAAAACAAGCAUCUUACCAGUCAGUCUGAUGCCUGUUAUGAGAUGUUGUAAACUGAAAGGCUGUGGUUGUUAAGCGGGAUUUUAUACGCUCCAAGGUUAAACUCAUUUGUUUUGUUGACACACUGAUGACGCUGACCUCUGUGAAUGUAAGGCCUGCGUUAUUUUUCUCCCUGUUGGAGGCAAACCCGGGUGUCGGCACGAUCCAUCAUGCUGACCAUACAUGAGGGGUGAGUGUGUGAUUGCGAGGCAAUAAUAUGCUGGCUUAAGGUUCUUGAGGAGAAAAGCUGAACACACUCCUCGCAGAUGGACGUUCGUCUUACAAACACCAACAGUUCUCUCUGUUGGAGAUCCAUCUUUGGCUCCUGCUCGCCUGCCAUCAACAAGUCUCUUGUGAGCUUGUUAGCUUGUACAGCAGGCAAUGAAACAUCUCAUUUCCUGCGUGAGCUCACUCAGAGUUGUUAGGCAAGAUGCUAAUGUAUGGCCUCGCCCCCAUAUUUCCUCCUCAGCAGCAGCAGCAGAGUACUUGCAACCAUGCAAAUGUUGGUCAAGUAUUUAGUUCGCCGGGAAUAAAAUGUUCCUGCACUCUCCAUAUCCACCUCAGAUUUUAUGCCCGUGAGGUACAAAGUUUUCUGUAGAUCCUUGGUGGAGUCGUACUGUUACUCUACUCGGAGAUUAAAGAUAACACAGUGCUGCAUAAUUCUCCAUAAUUAUAUCUGAUCAAUUUUAAUGAGUGGGGGAUGUAGAUCUAUGGUUUAUCGUGUGAGCAUCCAGCUGUGAGCUUAAUUUUGGAGUGAAUCAUAGUCUUCCAUAGCACUUUGAGGCAACGGUUUUGUUCAGUCAGUCCAUUUAAUUUUUAAGGAAAUUGUCUUAAAUUGUGUUUUUUUUUAUUGAUGUUUAUAGACCUGCUUGCGAUGCUUUGAAAAAUAUAUACAAUAUACAUUUGCAAAUGUGAUAUACCUUUAAAUUCAAGCUCAAUUUGAGUCGAUGGUGUUAGUUUAAUUUAUUUUUAUACUCUUCUAUAUAGAAUAUAUAAAAUGACCAUCUGGCCCACAUAUCUAUACACAGGCACAUGUUAACAUGAAUACAGAAAAUUUGGCAAAGAUGAAUUUGUCAGUAUGUCAGGGACUGUUGAAAUAUGUACGACAUGUUAUGGACGUCUUAUAUUACGAGUAGUCUUAGCGUAUGCUGCUGUCGUUACCUUAAUGUAGAAUCUAUGUAGUCGAUCCUGUGGACUCCAAUAAAUACAGUGAGUGUGUCUUUAUUAUUGGUGGGGGAGCUUUAGCAGCAUGAAGAUGUCCGUUCCCCCUUAAUGGGCCCAUUCUCUUUUUCUACUUGUCCAGAAAAUGGAAUGGUUGCAGUAGGCAAUCUUUGUUCAGUUUGAAGGUGAAAACGGCAUGCCUGGGUUAAAUAAAAGCUACAAAUAAUUUUUGGGGUCUUUGCUUUAGGUACAUGGAGCAACAGAUUGGUGCAAUUUGACCUGAGUCAGUUGUCAAUUUAGGUAUAACCUACUAAAAACACAUUUUUUCAAUCAUCUUCUCACUUUAUCUUACACAAACACACCAAUACAUUUUUUGCCAUUUCUUUGUGUUUAUAGCCUUGCUUUUCUUAAAGCAUGUUAAUACAAAAAGCCUCUUUUUGCCUGGCAUUAUACCAAGCAAUUCAACAACUAGAGGGUUUGGCCUGUCUGUUUGUAUUUGUCCUAAAAAACAGAGUGUAACAAACCAAGGUCUGAAGUUCACUCACAGCUACAAGCUACGUAGCUACAGAAGUUAGCUGUUAGCUAGAUUUUGUAUCGUUAAGCUAGGCACAUUAGCUUUAAAUGGCGUCUUUGUCAUGAGUUUUUUUAUGUUAUAGGGAAAAAAAUAGUUUUCAGGGGCUUUGAAGUACUUCUGUGUAUACACUAACACCUGCAUAGGCAAACAAACCACCAAAAUUAUUUGUGAGUGUGAUUUUUGACCCAGGUGUUGAAAACAGUUUUGUUUGGUUUUUUCCUUCACAACCUUUUUGACUCCCUUUAUAUUACGGGACAGCAAAAGAGAAUGCUUCCAACCUUUCAGGGAAUUUUUUCCAUGUUGAGUGAAGUUUUGUUAACCAGAGAAAUCCAAAUGUUUGCUUCUUCUUUGACUUUCCCUUUCCAUGUGUCGGCCUUGUAGUACGGCCCUUUAGACUUUUCAGGUGUGUACAGACUUAUAUGGCCAUGACGAAGAAUACAUGGUUUGGCAUACAGUAUGUGUCUGAAAGAGAGAGAUGGUGUUUAUGCAAUUUACUAUUUUUAAGAUCUAUUACAUGAUUUAUGUGUAGCAAGAAGGCAGAUCUUUUUGGUUUUAAAUGGCAAUGGAUGUUUUCUUUAUGGGGUGCCUACCUCCAGGAACAAAGGGGUUGCGAUCCGAAGAUGUUCACAUGCUAUGAACUAGAAAACAUAUAUUUUUGAUGUCUUUUUUUUUAUUAUGAUUGUCUCUAAAAGAACUAUAACAUAACAUUGCUGUAUUAUUCUUAUUACGAUUCAUUCCAUGCUAUUUUCACUUUGAUUAGAGGUGUUAAUCACUUUUAUUAUGUGAAGUUUUUACAGUUGUACCCUCUUAUACCUUGACAUUUUGCGCAGAUAAACUUUGUGUUUUUAUCUGUUUGUCUGAGUGAGUGUAUGUGAAUGUAUGCAGAGUGUGCGUUUAGUAAACAGAUAUUAGGUUCAUGUCCUUUGAAGAUACAGUAAUGUUCUCCGAGAGAUGCAUGUUAACCAAACUGUGAGCAAGUUUAUUGACAAUGCAUAGCUUUCUGCGUAUGAAAAAACCAUAGCUUCUUUAGAGAUAUCACCCAGGUCUUCUGGGGAUUUAGCACUGUGGUUUUGCAUCUUACUCCAGAUAGAUAGUUUAUUUCCUCUACCGGGUUUGAUUUCCGCAGAUGUGGAUGACUCAGCGUUUGGCUGCUCUCCUCACUCUUUUAUCAUCUCGAACAUCCGAAUGUGUUGCAUUUGAAGUGCUCAUUUUUAUUAACAUCUUUCAAAUCAUGAUUUUUGUGGUUUGAUUUCUCUGAAGCAGUGUCUACAUAUUGCUAUUUAAAAAGGUUCACAAAGAUAACAGAGAUCAAUUAAAAGCAAGAUAUAGAGAUACAUUGAUUCAACUAUAAAGGGCUUCUUAAUCUAUCGGUCUUUAUUGAAUUGUGAUGACAUCGUUGCAUGUUUGUGUGUUUCUUGUGGAAAAAUAAAUGUGCCCUGGAUAAGGGUAGUUUGUUUGAA